CAUUAUCUCAAUUCCCCCUUACAACUACUACACAUCAAAAGUUAGCAAACAAAAACUACACAUCAAUAUAAUAUAAAGAUUCAUAUAUCAAGAAAAAAAAUGCCAGGGAUCACACUAGGAGACACGGUGCCGAACCUUGAAGUGGAGACAACGCUUAAAAAUUUCAAGCUUCAUGACUACUUCGCCGAUUCUUGGACCGUCCUCUUCUCUCAUCCCGGGGAUUUCACACCGGUAUGCACGACGGAGCUCGGUGCGAUGGGCAAAUACGCUCAUGAGUUCGAGCAUAGAGGUGUGAAGCUCCUUGGUUUGUCUUGUGACGACGUACAGUCACACAAAGACUGGAUCAAAGACAUCGAAGCCUUUACGCCUGGAAGCAAGGUAAAGUACCCGAUAAUCGCUGACCCGAACAAAGAGAUCAUUCCUCAGCUUAACAUGAUUGAUCCAAUUGAGAAUGGUCCGUCUCGUGCUCUUCAUAUCGUCGGUCCUGAUUGUAAGAUAAAGUUGAGUUUCUUGUAUCCAUCGACCACGGGACGUAACAUGGACGAAGUGUUGAGGGCUUUAGACUCGUUGUUGAUGGCGUCCAAACACAAUAACAAGAUUGCAACUCCGGUUAACUGGAAACCGGACGAACCAGUUGUGAUUUCGCCUUCAGUGUCAGACACAGAGGCUAAGAAGUUGUUUCCUCAGGGUUUCAAGACUGCCGAUCUCCCGUCAAAGAAAGGCUAUAUGCGUCUCACCGAUGUUUCUUGAAAUACCAAAAAAAAAGAGAAAUAAACAAAUACUAAUUAUGUUGUAGUGUAUAAUAAUAACGUUUAUAACGUGUUGACUAAACAUAGAAUAACUACGUCUUGUAAACGUAUCGUGUGUUCUUGUGUUGUACUCACGAGGGUUAUGGCUAAAUUAAUAAAAUUAC
Molecule: messenger RNA, 913 nt
Organism: Eutrema salsugineum
Lineage: Eukaryota; Viridiplantae; Streptophyta; Magnoliopsida; Brassicales; Brassicaceae
Product: 1-Cys peroxiredoxin PER1
Exons: 4
Coding region: 100-750 (216 amino acids)
Biological process (GO): cell redox homeostasis; cellular oxidant detoxification
Cellular component (GO): cytosol; mitochondrion
Molecular function (GO): peroxiredoxin activity
Source: RefSeq, a predicted model, not a curated record